Salvelinus namaycush (lake trout) is the source of this 544-nucleotide messenger RNA. Its product is annotated as cytochrome c oxidase subunit 8B, mitochondrial-like. Bases 78 to 290 code for a protein of 70 amino acids. Lineage: Eukaryota; Metazoa; Chordata; Actinopteri; Salmoniformes; Salmonidae. The transcript has 2 exons. Gene Ontology annotation, cellular component: mitochondrion. Gene Ontology annotation, biological process: mitochondrial electron transport, cytochrome c to oxygen. The record is from RefSeq and is a predicted model, not a curated record.
GAACCGACCGGCGGAUCCCCUCCUCCGUAACCAACUUCCCCAGUAUUCAAUCAAGAACCUCUACUCAAACAGCAGGCAUGUCUGGGCUCAUCAGAACUAUUUCAACCCGCACUGCUCCAGCUCUGCGCGGACCUAUGAUCACCCAGAGGGCCAGUGUCUUCACCAGACCGGCUAAAGACCCUCUCGGCCCUGCUGAGACAGUCAUCGGACUGGGGAUGUUCGCAGUGGCUAUCCUGGGACCUUCCGGUUGGGUUCUCGCCAACAUUGAGAACUACAAGAAGAAAGAAUAACUUAACAUGGACUCUGUCUUAACUGGGACGUCCCGUACAUUCUCUACUUACUCAAGACCCUCCUGGGACCAUCACUUCAAAAACUCCUCUUAAAACCAUGGAACAAAUCCCCAACCUCCAUGAACUACCUCUUCACUCCAGUCUGUCUGCCAAUAGAAUGGCUGCACAACAUCUCAAGAUUUGUGAAUUUUAAUUGGCUUCUUCAAACAAGGAGUAUGUUACGAUAAUGAUAAUAAACAUAUUUAAACUUUAAA